UCAUGGGCUAGGGAACAGUGAGCAGCCAGUGAAGCAUCCAGCCUGCCGAACAAGCUUGCUUUUAGGGUCAGGAACUGGUCUGACAAGAGAAUGGCAAUCCUGCCUUUAAACUGUCAUUAGGCCUGUACGGUUGACGAUGAAUCUACCAGAGCUCCGGGCUCAAAGGCGAAACACUGAGCAAGAGAAUGUGAAGACAUAUUUCAGGACAUUGUGAGUGCUACUAAAGAUGUCUGAUAGUGUUGAUAUUGAAGAGAAACCACCAGCCCCCCCCUUGAGAAUGAACAGUAGUUCCCGAGACUCUUCAUCACUGAAUCACGCCUCUAAACCGCUUCCAAUGGCUCCUGAAGAGAAAAACAAGAAAGUCCGCCUGCGCUCCAUCUUCCCCGGGGGAGACAAGACUAACAAGAAGAAGGAGAAGGAACGUCCUGAGAUAUCCCUACCCUCAGACUUUGAACACACCAUUCAUGUAGGCUUUGAUGCUGUAACAGGAGAAUUCACAGGUAUCCCAGAGCAAUGGGCACGUCUCCUACAGACCUCGAACAUCACCAAGCUGGAGCAGAAAAAGAACCCGCAGGCUGUGUUAGACGUCUUAAAGUUCUACGACUCCAAAGAGACCGUCAACAACCAGAAAUACAUGAGCUUUACCUCGGGAGACAAGUCAGCACAUGGGUACAUAGCAGCAAACACUCUGAACCGACUGCUGUCAUCUGGGCCUCCUGUCAGCCUUAGAACCUGCAGCGCAUUAUUUGACAAGGCUGCCAAAACAUCAUCGUCAGAGCCCCCUAUCGCUCCGCCUGUGUCAGAAGAGGAGGAUGAGGAAGAAGAAGAAGAGGAGGAGGAAGAGGAAGAAGAGGACGAUGACGACGAGCUGCCCCCAGUCAUCGCACCUCGGCCCGAGCACACCAAAUCUAUCUACACACGCUCUGUCAUGGACCCAAAGCCUCCCACCCCUGUGAAAGAAGUGGUGACUCCACCAGAGUCGCAGGUCCAGCCGGAUAACACGUCCAACACAAUGUAUCGCCACACUGACCGUCAGAGGAAGAAGUCCAAAAUGACAGAUGAGGAGAUUCUGGAGAGACUCAGGAGUAUUGUGAGCGUGGGGGAUCCCAAAAAGAAGUACACACGCUUCGAGAAAAUAGGACAAGGAGCGUCUGGCACUGUGUACACUGCCAUUGACAUAGCAACUGGCCAAGAGGUGGCCAUCAAGCAGAUGAACCUGCAGCAGCAGCCCAAGAAAGAGCUGAUCAUCAAUGAGAUCUUGGUGAUGAGGGAAAACAAAAACUCCAAUAUAGUGAACUACCUGGACAGUUACUUGGUAGGAGAUGAGCUAUGGGUGGUGAUGGAGUAUUUGGCCGGUGGCUCGCUGACAGAUGUAGUGACUGAGACCUGCAUGGACGAGGGCCAGAUUGCUGCAGUCUGCAGAGAGUGUCUUCAAGCCCUGGACUUCCUACACUCCAACCAGGUGAUCCAUAGAGAUAUAAAAAGUGACAACAUCCUCUUAGGGAUGGAUGGAUCCGUCAAGCUCACCGACUUUGGCUUCUGUGCCCAGAUCACUCCAGAGCAGAACAAGCGCAGCACGAUGGUGGGAACACCCUACUGGAUGGCACCAGAGGUGGUGACUCGGAAGGCUUAUGGCCCAAAAGUGGAUAUCUGGUCCCUGGGGAUCAUGGCGAUAGAGAUGGUGGAGGGAGAACCUCCCUACCUGAAUGAGAAUCCACUCAGGGCACUGUACCUGAUAGCUACCAACGGGACUCCAGAGCUGCAGAACCCAGAGAGGUUGUCAUCUGUGUUCAGAGACUUCCUUAACCGCUGUCUGGAGAUGGAUGUGGACCGCAGAGGCUCUGCCAAGGAGCUGCUCCAGCAUUCUUUCCUCAAACUGGCGAAGCCUCUAUCCAGCCUGACGCCUCUGAUUGUAGCUGCGAAGGAAGCCAUAAAGAACAGCAGUCGCUAGGGUGUGACCUGUGUCCCCACCCGAGGCUGGAGCCCUGCCUGUGAUGCGUGCGUUCAUGGGGGCAGGGGCUUGGGUGUAUGGAUGGUGGGUGACGUUACAGUGACAGCACAAGGAGGGGGGAUGGUUUUUGUGACUUACCGUGACAGCAAAAGGAUAAAUGACCCCCAGGCCUCAAAUGUAGGAUGGACAUCUGGCCUUGCAGCCUCUCGGCCCAUGCUGCUGAAAAGACCUUGCCUCCUUGUUUACUUUUCCAGCACUCUGUACAUGUAGAGCAGUCCAUCACAAGUGUGUGUGCGUAUGUGUGGGUGUGGGUGUGCGAGUGUGUACCAAAUGUGCACAUCUCUUUGUGUCAUAUGUCUUGUUUGGCAGCAGUCGCUCCCCAAACCAAGAAAAUACAGUGGAAAAAAAACGAAAAAGAACACAUGCUCAUUUUGAAGCAGAAACUUCAGGAGCGAAGAGGAGAAAGUGACAAAACUAAAGAGCCUGUGAUUUUUCCCUGCCCAGAUUUAGGCAUGGUUUUCUUUCCUCUAGUCCUUCCAUGGAGCACAAUCAGGCCACACUUACACCUGCAGUGACCAGCCGAUGUAAGAGAGUGACUCUGGGACUCUGGACCCAACCUUUGCCUGCAUGACUAAUGGCUCUGUGGAGAAACAUUGCUACUCCUCCGCAGAUUGUCACAUCUCAAGGUGGCAUAUUUAUGUGUGUGUGUGUGUGUGUGUGUGUGUGUGUGUGUGUGUGUGUGUGUGUGUGUGUGUGUGUGUGUGUGUGUGUGUGUGUGUGUGUGUGUGUGUGUGUGUGUGUGUGUGUAGGGGUACAGCUACAGGGGAAAGUCAGUAAUAAUUUCACAUGACCUAUGCCAGCUUUAAACAUCCUUCAUUAAUACACUUCAUAUCAGUGAAGAGAUAUGGGUCCCGUAUUUCAUUUUAGCCAACUUCUUUCAGACAGUCUCUUCCAUAGAGUCACUGGAGUUCAGGUUACCUGCAGUUAAUUUGCUUGUUUUCUCUCUUAAACUGGCUACAUAUUAUCAGAUUUAAUGUUGAAACCAGAACAUAUGUGAUUCAACUGUAGAUCACACAUGCAAAUAUUUAAUUUUGAAUAUAUAAUAUACAUACUUUCUUAUUAAUUAUCAAGAGAAAAGUGUUGUGAUGUAGUUGGAUACAUUUGAUUGCACUGACAUGAAGAUAUGUCGCACAUUUAAAUCAACAUUUGGUACUGAACCUUCUGUAUUCCAUGUGGCAGAAAUGAUCAGAAUGACUUCAAAACAAUGUCAGCUUCAUUAGAAAAUGCAAGCAAUGUAUCUGCAAAUUUGAGAGAUAAUUCUAACAUGCAUGCGGAUGGUACAUAAACUGUAGCAUUCAUUGUGUACAAGCAUCUCAAAUAGGAUUAUCCAUAGAUAUUCAGUAUCUGUGGCUUUCUGUACCAUCUAUCUUAAUUAAUGUCAAAGCAAAUUUUUAAUAGGUAUGACAGAAAGAAAGACAAAUACUAGAUCAGAGAUUCAACAGAAAUAUAAAUGCUUUCAUCUAAAUAUCUAUAUUUAAUGAUGGAUUGUCCUUUUUAAGGUGCUGGCACACAGUGGACCAACAUUUCAGCCUUUUAAAUAAGCUCUUUUUGACAACAGUGGCAAAUAGAAGGUCAUGUAAUUAUUUACUUUAAGUGAGUUGAAGGUCUAGUGCCACACAUUGUCACAGUUUCCCAUUGUGCCCCAAGUAUCCCUUAAACCUUAAGCAGGAAAGAUGCCCCUCGACAAAAAAAAUUGUACAUAUUGUAUAUUGUACAAACAUACAAUAUGCAUAAUGUAUAUUCAGUCCAAAAUGGUCAGUCAGAACAACAAACUGCAACAUGUCAUGGAGGGAGAAAUACAUUUUCUUCAUCUUGUAAUCCAUUACUCAAAGUAACUUUAAAGUAUAAACAAAAAUGUAGAUGAAAUAAGUUAUUCUCUAAUUUCCCAGAAGCAGGAGUGAUUACUUAUAAGCCUUGUGUGUGUCCUUUUGUCUUUUAAUGGUGUCUUAUGUGUCCUUUUUCAUAUGAUCUGUAUUGUAGUGAGUUUUUGGAUUGCGUGGCAGAUCAGAAAGGGGGAAUGUUAUCCACUGAGCGAAGUAGUGGAGUGGAUGUCAUUUUAUGAUUGUACCUUGUCCUAAUGAGCACUGAAAACAGCCACCCUAGUAGAGGUCCAUGUUGUUUGCUAACAUUCCUUCCAUAUCUGGUUAGCGUUUAAACUCAUUCCUGUACAGACAUUAUCUACUCUGUGUCUGUAUUUGGUAGCUUCGUCAGGCAUUUCCCAUGUAGCAUCCCUCUGUGUGUGAGCGUGUGUGUUUGUGCGUGUUAGGAGGCUACCUCAGUCUGCACUAGAAGAUGCCUCACUCAUGUUGUCCACCUUCAUUAUGAGGUGCAGGGUAGCUGCUCAGUCAUGUUGUACCUCCAUUGUACAGCAAAUGUACAGAAGAUGAAGGAGUGAUGUUAGACAGGAGGAUGCAACAGAAUUCAUGCAUGUAAAACAAACUAUACACUGUAUCUCAUCUUCAAAUAGGUUAAGAUUGUUAGGAUAUGUAUGUAUGUAUGUAAAUAUGCCGGGAAAACACCCCUUUUUUCAGAAUUAUGUAACUUAAGAGGACAAUAAUCAGGUUGCUCUAUGGUAUGUAUCAAUAAAUGUUUUGCACCCUGAAAAUCUAAAAAAGAGAAAAACUAACAUGCUGGCACUCCUGGAUCCGGCUUUCCUGUUUGGGCUUUAUCAGACACUCCUUCAUCUGGACAGAGAGCCGAUGAAUGCAGCUCUGUGUGCGGGCCCACACAGUCUGUCCUGAGUACCACUACUGAGUGUUAAUGUGUGUGCGUGUGCGUGUGCGUGUGUGUGCGUGUGUGUGUGUGUGGCCUGACAGGAAGCUUCACCGGCUCCUAGGACGUUUGGCCUCUGCCCCCAUGUACAGGUCUGUGAACUAUGAGCACAAAGGUGAAUUUCGGGACAAGAGACACCGCUGAUGUGCCCCUUUUUCUGUGGUUGCUCCUGUACAUUCCUAUCUUCUGAAUGUGUAAACCUGUACACGUGGUGUGAAAAUUCCUCUAUUAAUGUGUAUCAAGAGAAUGGAACAAAGACAAAAAAUGUUACUUUUUAAAUUAUUAUCAUAUUAUUAUUAUUAUUACUCUUAUUAUUGUCUAGCUUUGUAAAACUGCUGAUCCAUCUGGCAUACCUCAGCAGGCCUUUCCCCAUCUUUGAAAAAGGACAAAUGAGU
This is a messenger RNA of Perca fluviatilis (European perch), 5178 nucleotides long. RefSeq names its product serine/threonine-protein kinase PAK 3. Gene Ontology annotation, cellular component: cytoplasm. Gene Ontology annotation, molecular function: ATP binding; protein serine/threonine kinase activity. The transcript is spliced from 16 exons. Bases 227 to 1951 code for a protein of 574 amino acids. Gene Ontology annotation, biological process: regulation of actin cytoskeleton organization; protein phosphorylation; intracellular signal transduction. Lineage: Eukaryota; Metazoa; Chordata; Actinopteri; Perciformes; Percidae. The record is from RefSeq and is a predicted model, not a curated record.